This is a messenger RNA of Rhipicephalus microplus (southern cattle tick), 414 nucleotides long. RefSeq names its product protein O-mannosyl-transferase TMTC1-like. The record is from RefSeq and is a predicted model, not a curated record. Lineage: Eukaryota; Metazoa; Arthropoda; Arachnida; Ixodida; Ixodidae.
AUGGAACACAACAGCACCGACAGAGAAGCCUUGCACAUGGCUGCCAUUUUGUACAACCACAUAAACCGCACAGUCGAGGCACUGAACUACAUAUUGAGGGCUUUGAAGCUGUGCGAUGUUGAUGAUCCCCUUUGUGCAAAAAUACACAGUGACCAUGGUGACAUACUGAAGGACUUAGGUGAUCUCAGCACUUCGGCCCAGAGCUACGAAGUCGCAAUUCGUUUGGAUCCUGAUAUCGCUCACGCUCAUCUAAACCUUGCUGUGAUAAGGCACUUGGAGAGUGACUACCAAGGUGCCUUUCUACACUACCAAGUGGCCUUGUCUCUAGACCCAAAGAACAAGCUCAUCACGGACAACAUGGCCAAGUUGAGGCGACGACUCACGAAGCAUUUGCCGUUCCACGACUGUGUUUAG